AUGCUUUAUAAGGAAGAUUUAUGGCUUUUAAUAUUAUAUAAAGGGGAUUUCAUUCCAAGGGAUUUUCCUUCAUCAAUUGUUGAAUUAAAUGGCAAAAAAAAACAUUUAAUUUGUUUAUCAAUACCCACUAAGUUUAAAGAAAGUAUUACUUAAAAAGGUCACUGCAAAAUUUUAGAUCGAGAAAUAGUAAAGUAGUCCAAUAAGCCUGCGCGAUUUCCAAUAAAAUAGCUAUUAAUUUAAUUUACCAAAAAUUAACCAAGAAGUUUUGAUUAAAUGUUUGCUAAGAGGGUAUUUGAUCAUUGGUAUUCAAGCUUAAAUAUUGAUUCCCAUUCUAAUUACUCUUUAUUAAUUUGUCCUUAAGUAGUUUCAACAUUUUGA
This is a messenger RNA of Paramecium pentaurelia, 378 nucleotides long. The record is from the annotation of a GenBank genome assembly. NCBI's taxonomy places the organism in Eukaryota, Ciliophora, Oligohymenophorea, Peniculida, Parameciidae.